CGGGGACGCCGCGUAGGCUGGGCAGGCCGGGUGGCCGGGCGCCGGGCUUGUAGCUGGAGCUCCAUGUCUAGUUGUGUCUCCCCACGAUGUUGCCCUCCCGGAGGAAAACAGCGCAGCUGCCCUGGGAGGAUGGCAGGAGAAGCGAUAGAGGAAGCCGCCUUGGACUCUCAGAUGCUUUCCUAGUGUCCUUAGGAACUACCAGGGUAGGCAAAGGGCCAGGUUGCUUCCUGGAGGUCUCCGCCGAAAAUGUUCCAUCUUCCAUCUCUUCGUUGCCUUUCUCCUGUUGGUCUCCUUCUCCCUGCUCUGGCUGCAGCUCAGCUGUUCUGCAGACAUGGCCCAGGUGGCCAGGGGGCAAGGACAGGAGACCUCGGCUCCACCCCGGGCUUGCCUCCCUGAGCCUCCCCCUGAGCACUGGAAAGAAGAUGAGUCCUGGGGGCCUCACCGCCUGGCAGUGCUGGUGCCCUUCCGGGAACGCUUUGAGGAGCUGCUGGUCUUUGUGCCCCACAUGCACCACUUCCUAAGUAGGAAGAAGAUCCGGCACCACAUCUACGUGCUCAACCAGGUGGAUCAUUUCAGGUUCAACCGGGCAGCACUCAUCAAUGUGGGCUUCCUGGAGAGCAGCAACAGCACAGACUACAUCGCUAUGCAUGACGUCGACCUGCUCCCUCUCAACAAGGAGCUGGACUACGGCUUCCCGGAGGCCGGGCCCUUCCAUGUGGCGUCCCCAGAGCUUCACCCCCUCUACCACUACAAGACCUAUGUGGGUGGCAUUCUGCUGCUCUCCAAGCAGCACUACCAGCUGUGCAACGGGAUGUCCAACCGCUUCUGGGGCUGGGGCCGAGAGGACGAUGAAUUCUACCGACGCAUCAAAGGAGCUGGCCUCCAGCUUUUCCGCCCCUCGGGAAUCACAACUGGGUACCAGACUUUUCGUCACUUACAUGACCCAGCCUGGCGGAAGAGGGACCAGAAACGCAUUGCAGCUCAAAAACAGGAACAAUUCAAGGUGGACCGGGAGGGAGGCCUAAACACUGUGAAGUACCGGGUGGAUUCCCGCACAGCACUGUCUGUAGGAGGGGCCCCCUGCACUGUUCUCAAUAUCCUGCUGGACUGUGACAAGGCAGCCACCCCAUGGUGCAUAUUUGGCUGAGGGCUAAACUGUAAGGAAGCCUAUGCUUCCAGACCUCAACGCUGCUCAGGCUCAGGAAACCUCGGCCAUAGGCCCAGCUCAAGAGAAUGCAGAGCGGCCUGAAGGAAUAGCCAGCCAGUCUGCUUCUUCAGCAAACUGGCCCCCAGAGUCGCGCUCCAGACAGGACACAAGUAGUUCCUGGGAUGCUGCUGGAAAAGUUUGUCAGAGCUGACUGACAUUCUCCCCCCUCCUUCCUGCUUACCCUGCUCUGCCUGCCUACCCAUGCUGAGGCCUGAGGCAAUGGGAAGAUGGACUAGGAUAGCCUCAGCAGCCUGUCUGCUUCUCCAGAAGAACAGCCUCAUGCAAAGAUGCAGACAAAAGCCACAUAGUGUGUUUGGCAGCUGCUACCGGGAAGCUUAGAAGGGCAGAACAUGAGCCCAUGGAAAAGGAGCAGCCAGCACUAGGGAUAGCCGGCUGUCACAUUGAGGAACAGGACCUGUGUCACCAGAUCUCACUUUUCACAAGAAAUUAGAAUGCUGGAUUCUUGAGCAGAAUUUCCUGAUUUUUAAAUGGUAGCAACUAACUAAAACUUUAAAAAGAUAUGGCAGGCCAAACAAAAUGUUUUGUGGCCACUGGUUUCUCAACCUUUGGCUGGUAAGAAGGGAUAGUGCAAAAGGUGUUGCUCUCAGUUCUAUGCUGGCAAGGAAUUAGAUCUGUGUAGGGGCAAGCUGGCAGGUGUAGAUGGGAAGAAAAGCCAAAGGCAUGGGUUCCUUCACUUCCCUGACCUUCCAGGCUCACUGGGAAGCCAAUAAUCUUCUGGAUUUGUCUAGUUGAGCUCUGUCCUUGAUGUGGUGCUCCAUCCUGCCUUACUAGAAAAUAGGCGGAAGGAAAGUAACUGAAGAAAUAGAAGCACAGGACCGGAUGGGUUGUGCAGUGAGAAUUCUAGAAUUUUGUUUCCUUUUUGUUGUUGUUUGUUUUAAGACAGGGUUUCUCUGAGUAACAGAUCUCUGGCUGUCCUGGACUCACUUUGUAGACCAGCCUAGCCUUGAACUCACAGAGAUCUAUCUGACUCUGCCUCCCUGAGUGCUGGGAUUAAAGGCGUACGUACGCUACCAUGCCCAGCAAAAUUUGGUUUCUUUAUAAAACACAGAAAUAAAAGAAUUCAUUUUUAUUUUAA
Molecule: messenger RNA, 2303 nt
Organism: Meriones unguiculatus (Mongolian gerbil)
Lineage: Eukaryota; Metazoa; Chordata; Mammalia; Rodentia; Muridae
Gene: B4galt7
Product: beta-1,4-galactosyltransferase 7
Exons: 7
Coding region: 332-1147 (271 amino acids)
Biological process (GO): proteoglycan biosynthetic process; carbohydrate metabolic process
Molecular function (GO): xylosylprotein 4-beta-galactosyltransferase activity
Source: RefSeq, a predicted model, not a curated record